Messenger RNA from Capsicum annuum, 1983 nucleotides. RefSeq lists its product as uncharacterized. Bases 1 to 1983 code for a protein of 660 amino acids. The record is from RefSeq and is a predicted model, not a curated record. The transcript is spliced from 11 exons. Lineage: Eukaryota; Viridiplantae; Streptophyta; Magnoliopsida; Solanales; Solanaceae.
AUGUAUUUUGCUCCAAGUAAUGAUGUUGUUAAAGUUGUGAUGCGUGAUGAAAUAUUCAUUGUCAAAAAACUUUCAAGAUUUGCACCACACAUAUGUUCGUACAGUGACAAAGAUAUUUAUGGAAGUAUACGCGCAAUUUUAAAUAAGGAACAGUUUAAAAACUUUUGUGACAAUAAUAUUUUUGGUUAUUUUAUGAAGAAGCAGCAAUGUGUAGUGCAAGCACAGUUAUGCAGAUGCGUUAUGACGCUUGAGGUGAAGGGUAAUUCUUUUUUUGGGAUUCUGAUUUGUGCUAAUGGCACCUUUCUUAAUUUUACUCCCAGGAAAUUUGCUAUCAUAACUGGAUUGAAUUGUGUGUCAAAUAGUGGAAGAUAUAAGGAUUUUCUAUGGGGUUCUUUAUCUUUUGAAGAUCUGGUCAGAAGUUUGAACAAUCGAUUGAAAACUGAUGGUCAAUUUUAUUUGAUUCAGGGAAUGCCACUAGCUAUUCAAACGAUUGCACCUCGUCCACGCUUUGAGUUUUUGAUGAAUGCUAUGUUCAGUGACAAUGACAAGGUUGUCUUUAAGAACGUAGAGCCAACGAAAAAGGAGCUGUCAAAAUUGCAAAUACCACAGAAAAAUGCAAUACGACAUGAACGUUCUGUUGAUUCUGAUGACGACUUACAGGAUCCACCACCAAGAAAGAUCAACGAACAUUCAAAGAAGAAACAGAAGGUUUAUCCAUCAACACCAAUGGCGAACAAACCUUUAAGAAAAAAGCAAGUAAAUAUUUUUGAUGAGCAUACCCAAACGAGGACACCAGCUCCUCGUGCUGCAAAGGCUGAUGGAAUGAAGACACCAGUUUUCAAGCCAAUUCCAACACGACAGGCAUCUUCUUCAAAAACGAAGAAAGAAAAGCAAACAGUUCGGGUUAUUUUUCCUCAGGUACAGUCAAAGCCAGAUAUUCAUGUAGAGGAAGUAGCCGUGUCAAAGCCUGAGAGUCAUGUUGAGAAAGAAGCCUUUAUUUCUAAGAAAGAUUGUGAUGCAUUCCGCGAUGAGGUUCGUAGCGAGUUUAAAGAAAUUCGUGGACUAAUGAGAAAAAAAUUCAAAAAGAUGAAGAAAGCAUUUGCUCAAAGCAAGGAGCGGGUUGUAGAUAUAGAAGCUGAUAAACCAAAUGUUGAUGAGGGAGGGUUAGAGCAAUCUGGACAACAUUUCAGUCCUGAUGUUGUUCAAUCUUCGGAUAAUAUUUCUGACGUUACAAAGCAACAACGUACAGAUAAAGAUCCUGAUCUCCAGAAUAUGGAUUAUGUUGGUACCGAAAGAUCACCACAACGAUUAACUUCGGAGGUUGGUCAGGAAUUGGAGGUAAAUUUGCUUGAUAAAAAGACCAGCGAUGAGAAAAUUCAUAAAAUAAUUUUGUCUGAUUUGCAAUUCACAAUUCCUGAUGAGAUGUUACCGAACCUAAAUUCCUAUCAAAUACAAAGAAUCAUCAUACAUCUAUCGGCAAACCGUCAAGAAGAAUCUCAUCAUGAAAUUUUGGAUACAAAAACUUCUGAGACUGUUAUUAAAGAUCAUGCUCAAAUGAACAGAAGGAUCACUGAUUUGACUUCAAAUUCACUAGUGAAUUCAGAGGUCGAACUUGCUACAAAGGAGCAAGUUAGGAAACCUCCUAAUACACAAGAAGUAACCAAUUAUGAACAGAGGGAUGAAAAAUUGUGGCCUGAUUCACAAAAUACAAUUCCGGAUGAGUUUCUACCUAGCUUGGAUGUCUACGAUCAAAAAAGCAUCAUGAUUCAUCCAUCCGCUAAUCGUGAAGUUAAAACUCCCAGACCAAAGUUAAGGAUUAGACGACCAUCAAAAUUCAAGGAAUCGCCAUACACCAAAAAAUUUGGUUCAGCAAAUGGGAGCUCAGCAGGGCUAAUACGCAUAUUCCUCCAGAAACAUCCAUUUUUAUAUCACCCGAUUGAUGGGAUAAUAGAUACGAAGAUUGUCAAGAACUUCAAGGACUAA